CUCUCAGCACUGGCAGGGAGCAGCCCACCUCUGCUCCAGUGCUGAACCACUCAUUCUCCCCUCACUGGGUGUCCCCUGGAAGCCACCAGGAGCUGUCCCCAAGCUGGGUGUCCUGGGGUGCUGCUCCCUGCUCCCAGCUCUGGCUGGCAGUGCCAGGGGCUGGGAGGGCAGGGGAAGCUCAGGGCUGUUUAACCAUUAAACCUGGGGCGUCUUGGGAGAGGCGGGGACACUUCCCUGCCACUUCACCCUGUACCUUGCUCCCUCUGGCAAUCCCUGCAGCCAUGAAGCAAACAAAAGGCCUCGAGGGAGACAAGAUGUCCAUCAUAAAAUUUGAAUUUAACCCCAAAGUUGGGAUCGACAACCCAGCCUUGACCCUGACUGAGGACACGGGUGGUGCAGAAGAUCAAGGCCAGCGGGAACCAGGUGCUGCUGGCAGUGCUGGAUGGUGACUCCUACGAAGCAGCCAAAGCCCUGGGCAGGGACCUGUCCCAGAUGCUGCCCGAGGACAUCCGCCCGCGCCUCUGCCACGUCACCAGGGACAAAAGCGGCUUUGGCUUCAGCGUGUCGUGUCCAGAAGGCACCAAGGGCACCUUCCAGCUGUCGGUGCUGCAGGACGGGCCAGCGGACAGAGCGGGGGUGCCACCGGGCUGCUGGCUGCUGGAGCUCAACGGGGACAGCGUCAAGAGCUACUCCCACACCCAGCUCACCAGAAAGCUCAAGCAGAGCGGCAACAAGGUGACGCUGCUGGUGGCAUCCAGCGCUGUGGAGGAGUUCUACCGCCUGCGGGGCCUGCGGGUCACGGCUGCCCUGGCUGACACCUCCAGGCUGCCCUUCAAGGUCCGGGAGCUGCAUCUGGUGAAGGGUCCUGCUGGCUACGGGUUCCUGCUCAAGGAGGAUGACUGCAGCUCGGGAGGAGUAGGCCAGUUCCUGUGGGAUGUGGAUGUGGGGCUGCCAGCAGAGCAGGCAGGGAUGAGGGAAGGGGACCGAGUGCUGGCCGUGAACGGGGAGAGCAUCGAGGGGCUGGACCACGAGCAGACGGUGCACAGGAUCCGCGCCCGGGAGGAUCAGGUGACGCUGCUGGUCAUCGACCCCGCUGGGGACGAGUUCUACCACUCGAUCGGGCUGUCCCCCCUGCAGUUCUUUGAGGACAGCGACCCCGCCUCAGGCUCCUGCACGCCCUCCCUGCCUUCUCGAAGUGGCUCCCCUGCACCCUGUGACGUUGAGGUGGCACCCAAGGGACCUGUGUCCUGGCUGAUGGCUGCUGCCAACAGCAUAGAGAUCAUACAGAGCCAGCGCCAGGAGGAGCACACAAAGCUGUGCCAGGCAUUCUAACAGCCCAGGAGCCUCUGGACAGGCUCUCCCACACAGCACCUCCACCCAGGCCACGGGCAGCCCUCGGGCUCAGCACUGCUCAGCAUGGACCCUGCACACGCAGCUCCUGUGUCUCCGUGCCUGGCUCACAGCAUGACCGUCCCAGGGACUCAUCUCUGCCCGCCCAGGCUGCCUCAGAGCUUGUACCAACCACACUGGCAGCUCCUCCUACCCUGACCACAGAGCUGUGUCUUUGCCUGCCCAGCUACCUCCAGGGAUUGCUCAGGACAUUGCACUGAAGCCCUUGCCCAGCUCCAGGCUCUGGGAGUUCCCAGGAGAGCUGGGGUGCUGCCCUCUGCACCAUGAGCCAGGGGACUCGAGGGCUGGCUCACAUCUGCACGUGCAUGGACAUCUCUCCUGUGCUGCUCCUCUCCCUGAACCUGUGGGCACUGAGUGCCUGCCAGCCAGCACCACCCUGCUCCUGCACCACCCUUUUGGGGUGAUUAAAGGACAAAUCCACGCU
Molecule: messenger RNA, 1834 nt
Organism: Zonotrichia albicollis (white-throated sparrow)
Lineage: Eukaryota; Metazoa; Chordata; Aves; Passeriformes; Passerellidae
Source: RefSeq, a predicted model, not a curated record